GGCGGGGUUUCGUCCACCGUUGUAGUCUGGACUGGAAGAAUUUCCUCACAGGUUCAGUCUGAGCCCGGGACUAUAGACGGGCGGAGCGGGGAAGGAGCUGCGGCGCCGGUGUUAUCUGUAUUGUUCACUGCCUGUGACAGGUACGGGCGCUGGACCAGGAUGGGCACAGAUUUCUGACUGACUACAAGGUUUUGGUCGGUACAAUAGAUGGCUACAGCCAAGAAAGGUGCUAAGCCGAAGGUGUCUGGGGUGCGUUUCGCGGCGGGCUUCUCCGAGGAGGGGGCUCACAAUCAUGUGCACUUUGAGGAGAAGCUGCACGACUCUGUGGUGAUGGUCUCUCGGGAAGAUGACGGCAACUACUUGGUUAAGGUCGGCUUCCUGAAAAUCUUACACAAAUAUGAGAUCUUGUUCACAUUGCCUGCGCUGCAGCGACUGGGGAGGAAUAUUAUUGCCGUUCCCCUACCUAACCUGAACCUCAAAGUGACUAAGAUCACAGCACUGCCUGAAGGACACGCCAUUAAAUGUGAAUACACGGCUCAUAAAGAAGGCGUCUUAAAGGAAGAGAUGAUUCUGGCGAGUGAGACCAAUCAUAAGACCAUUGUCAAGGUGGUGGUGCAGGCGCGAGUCCUUGACCGCCAUCAUGGCACCCCGAUGCUGCUGGAGGGUGUGAGGUGUAUCGGGGCCGAGCCGGAGUACGACUCUGAGCAGAGCGAUUGGCACGGCUUUGACUGAUGUUGCUGGCGGAUCGUUGAGUCGCCCUAUUUGUGCCGCGCUGCUUUUUUCAAACUUAUAGCCAUGAAGAUUGUAGGGAAUACAUGGGAUCCACUUAGUUCAAAGGGCGUUCUACUUUGCCUUUCAGUGCGGAGGAGGGACGGGCACGCUCUGAUCAGCUUGUCAAUGUCUAGGAGGGUAUAUGCAAGAUGGAGGCCCUGAUCCCUGUGGCUUUGUGUUUCUUUGCCUUUUGUGAGCCUUUCCCUUCCUGGGGUUACGUCUGUACACCUAGCUUAUACACCAAGCUCCCACAGUCUGCUACCAGAAAGCAGAAGCUGAAACCCUCUGUCCAUCUAUAGCUUACGGUACUCCCUCAGGUACGACGACACAGGUCCGAUGUGGGGGCUGAGCCCAUGAUGUUGUGAUUCCGAAUGUCUGAAAAAAGUGAAAUUGUUCCAGAAUAAAAUUAUUUAUUUUUACGGGAGUCUCCAAACCA
Messenger RNA from Hyla sarda, 1207 nucleotides. RefSeq names its product adipose secreted signaling protein (gene ADISSP). Bases 208 to 732 code for a protein of 174 amino acids. The transcript has 6 exons. Lineage: Eukaryota; Metazoa; Chordata; Amphibia; Anura; Hylidae. The record is from RefSeq and is a predicted model, not a curated record.